Molecule: messenger RNA, 3737 nt
Organism: Amborella trichopoda
Lineage: Eukaryota; Viridiplantae; Streptophyta; Magnoliopsida; Amborellales; Amborellaceae
Product: Helicase protein with RING/U-box domain-containing protein
Biological process (GO): DNA repair
Cellular component (GO): nucleus
Molecular function (GO): nucleic acid binding; ATP-dependent activity, acting on DNA; hydrolase activity, acting on acid anhydrides, in phosphorus-containing anhydrides
Source: RefSeq, a predicted model, not a curated record
CAUCACUUCCCGCUAAAAAUUUAAAAGAAGCACCGGUUAAAAGUCCUUCUUUGAUCUGCAACUCUCAAAACUCAUCCAUGGAAGAUCUUAGAGAGAAGGUCGAAUCCAUUCGAGAGAUCCUUGGCGCCCAUUUAUCCGAACCCGAAAUCUUCCAAGCCCUCCAUCUCGCGAGAGGCGACACCCACUCUGCUGUUAAUAUCAUCCUUGACACCAAAUCCUCUGUCAGAAAAACAAAUUCCGGCGUCAGAAUCUAUGCUGAGUGCGAUCCACAAUCACAAGAAAAUCCCACCCAAGAAGAUGUUCCAGUGAAAUAUGAAGACUUCAAGGUGAAAAAUGAAGAGUUUGGGGUAAAAAAUGGAAGUUUCAGUGUGAAAAGUGAAGGUUCUGUGGACUUCUGUUUUAUAGAGCCAGAAAAUGUUCAUUUCCCAAACGCGGGUUUGGAAAAUGGGUAUUUGGGUGGAUUUCAUGAUCCAUAUAUCAAAUCAAAAGAUGAAUAUUUGAGCCAAUAUCAAGAUUUGACGAAAAAUCCUAUUCAUUAUAUCGAGGAUGGAUCUGAUGGUUGGAAUCCUGCAACAGGUAAAAAAUCUGGCAAAGAAAUGGCUGGAAAUGGUGGAACCCCGGCUGAGUUAGGUGAUUUUCCAGUAGAGAAAGACUGGUUUCUUGUGGGGGGAACAGUGUUGAGUGGUCUUUCAACUUGUAAAGGGAGGAGGCUCGAGGUGAAUGAGAUUGUAGAUUUUGACUUUCCAAAAGAUAGGAAAAGGGGGGCGAUUGUGAGACAGGGGGCGAGUUGGAAGGCCGCUGCUGCCUGCUCUGAGAUUGUGAGGUUUUCAACGAAGAGGUCAGGGGAGAUUGGCAGGCUUCCAACAGAAUGGACAAGGUGUUUAAUUCCUCUCAUAAACUCAUCCAAAGUAAAAAUUCACGGCCGUUGCAUAUCUGCCCCAGAGGAGCUUUGCAUGAUGCAAGAAAUUCUAUUAUACAUCGGUCUCUAUAUCCAUAAGUCAGUUUUCACCAAGGGUGAUAAAGGUUUAUGGGAACUGACUGUUCCCUCGAAAUUGGAUUCCACCGUGCAUCCAGUUCCCACUCUGUUUAAAUUGCUGAAGAUCAAACCAUUUCAAAAGGCAGAAUUUACCCCUGAGGAGCUUAAUAAGAGAAAACGUUCAUUGAAUCUACAGGAUGGUUCCGAUGAAUCUGCUCUGUUAAUGCCACCUUUAAAGCGCAUAAGUGGGAUUACACCAUUAGAAGGAAACAAUCAAGAACAGGCCUUAUCUGAUUCUGUCAUGUCUAAGCUCAUUGGAGCUGCAGAUAUAUAUAACUUGGAGGAAAGGGAUCCUCCAAGCACACUAAAAUGCAUAUUGAAGCCAUACCAGAAGCAAGCUCUUUACUGGAUGUCUGAAUUGGAAAAAGGCAUUGAUGCGGAGAAAGCAGCAAAAACACUUCAUCCUUGCUGGGAAGCAUACCAAAUUAAUGAUAAGAGGGCUUCAGCGGUGUAUGUGAAUGUGUUCUCUGGGGAGGCCACUACACACUUUCCCAGUGCACUGCGGAUAGCCAGAGGAGGGAUAUUAGCAGAUGCGAUGGGGCUUGGGAAGACUGUGAUGACGAUUGCCCUCAUACUUGGAAACCCUGGUAGGGGGAACCUAGAUAACCAAAAAGAAGCUCUUGGAAAUGAGCAUGAAAUGAAGAAAAUCGGGGGAAUAAGGGGCGAAGUGGAAAAGGGAAAAUCAACAAGAGAAACCCCACUCCGCAAGGGUGGUGGCACUCUUAUUGUUUGCCCCAUGGCAUUGUUAGGACAGUGGAAGCCCGUUGAACCAUCACUGUCCAUUGAAAUGAUGCAGAGUGAUGCAAAGUGGUACUCACAAAAAUGGGCCAUUACUCCAAUGGACGAACUAGAAGCCCACUCUGAGCUGGGGUCGUUGUCAGUCUUUGUGCUCUAUGGCCAUGACAAAACGAGAGACUUAAAUGUAAUACUAGAUCAUAAUGUGGUGUUAACCACAUAUGGAGUCUUGUCUUCAGCAUACAAAUCAGAAUCUGAAGGAAGUGUUUUUCAUAGAGUAGAGUGGUUCAGGGUGGUAUUAGAUGAAGCACAUACCAUCAAGUCCUCAAGUUCUCAGCAAGCGUUGGCAGCAUUUGCACUUGUUUCAGAGUGUCGAUGGUGCCUUACAGGAACCCCUCUUCAGAAUAAGUUGGAGGAUCUUUACAGCCUUCUUUGCUUCUUGCAUGUUCAACCCUGGUGCAAUUGGGCCUGGUGGCACAAACUGAUUCAGAAGCCUUAUGAGAAUGGUGAUGAAAGAGGUUUGAAACUUGUUAAAGCUAUUUUGAGGCCAUUAAUGCUGAGGAGAACAAAGGACAGUACUGAUAAAGAUGGAAGGCCCAUCCUUUUUCUUCCACCGGUUGAGAUUGAGACAGUGGAGUGCGAGCAAUCUGAAGCUGAGCGUGAUUUCUAUGAAGCUCUGUUUAAAAGAUCCAAGGUGCAAUUCGAUCAAUACGUCGCACAGGGAAAAGUCCUACACAACUAUGCAAACAUUCUCGAGCUUCUCCUGCGAUUAAGACAGUGCUGUAAUCACCCAUUCCUUGUUGUGAGCCGUGGAGACCAAUUGUCAGACUUAAACAAGCUUGCUGAUCGCUUCAUGACUGCAACCACUACAAAUGGUGGCUCAGUACCCUCCUCUGUGUAUGUGGAGUCAGUGGUGAAGGGCCUAUUUGAGAAAGGAGAUGCAGAGGAAGAGUGCCCCAUAUGCUUCAAGUCAGCAGAUGACCCUGUUCUUACUCCUUGUGCUCAUCGUAUGUGCCGUGAGUGCCUCCUCUCAAGCUGGCGUGCCCUCUGUGUAUCUGGCCCUUGCCCCGUGUGCCGGGGCGUGUUGAGCCGAGCUGAUUUGAUUGCUUGCCCAACUGGGGGUCGGUUCCGAGUGGAUGUAAAGAACAAGUGGAACGAUUCAUGUAAGAUCUCGGCCCUUCUCCAUUGUUUGGUCGAGCGAUCCAACAGUACGAAGUGCAUCGUGUUUAGCCAGUGGACGUCAUUUUUUGACCUUCUUGAGAUCCCAUUGAAGAGGAAGGGCAUUGGGUUUCUGAGGUUUGAUGGGAAGCUUGGCCAGAAACAGAGGGAAAGGGUGCUCAAGGAAUUCAAUGAAUCCUCGAGUACUACUGUGUUGUUGAUGUCACUGAAGGCUGGUGGAGUUGGUCUGAAUUUGACUGCAGCAUCAAAAGUUUUUCUAAUGGAUCCAUGGUGGAAUCCUGCUGUAGAAGAGCAGGCCAUCAUGCGAAUACAUCGGAUAGGACAGAAGCAAAAGGUUUUGGUCAAACGUUUUGUUGUUAAGGGGACCGUGGAGGAGAGGAUGCAGCAGGUUCAAGCAAGGAAGCAAAGGAUGAUAGAAGGGGCUCUCACCGAUGGGGAAGUCAGAAGUGCCAGGAUUGAAGAGCUCAAAAUGCUCUUCAGAUAAACACACACACUCUCUCCCCCUUUCCCCUCUCUCUGUCCCUUUCCCCUCUCUCUCUAUAUAUAUAUAUAUUCCUAUUUUUUUUUGUAUCUUUUUGUCCCAUCCUCAUCCUCAUGCCUUCCGGAUUUAAGGUGAGAGGGUAAAUAGCAAAGAAAUCAUAGGAAGUUUUUGUACAUAUCUUUCUCUCUCGGUUGUACAUGCAAAGGGAAGUAACACUCGGGUUCUUUGAUGCAAUUUUGUUGUAUUUUUUCAAAGUAAAAUUGGAGGACUACGUGAUCGCAAUGCGCUUAUUUGUGCCUAAUUUAA